CCCUGUUGCAACCGCCUUCUUUUCAAGUUUUCUUUCCUUCCUUUCCCCUAGGGUUUUUUAAGUGCGUUUCCUUCGCACAAAAUAUGCUGCAGAAAACCCUUUCCUCUCUCUCUAAUUAAUCCAAUUACCCUCUCAAACCAUGGCCUGAUUCAGCUCCUCUUUUUUUUUUUUUUGGGGUGGCAGUCCUGGAAUGGAAAUGUAUAAUGUUUCUGAACAUGGAAACACAGAGACUUAUCUGAUUCAAGGUGCUGAAUCAAACCCACACCUGACAAAUCCAUUACUUGAACAAAUUGGAGCCAUGUACAACGAAGGAGCCCCUGAAUUUGUUGUUGAUCAGGGCUUGUAUUAUCCUGCUGCCACCAACUAUGGAUAUUAUUGUACAGGAUUUGAAUCACCUGGUGAAUGGGAGGACCACCAAAGGAUUUUUGGUGUAGAUGGUCCGGAUAUUCAGUAUGCGGGUGCACAAAAUGAAAGUUCGCCUUAUGUAUAUUAUACGCCUGGCUAUGGAUAUGCACAGUCGCCAUACAACCCAUACAAUCCUUAUAUACCUGGUGCUAUGAUAGGUGUUGAAAGUCAAUUUGUAGGGGCACAGCAGUAUUACACUAUCCCCCCUUAUCAGAACCCUGUCUCUCCUCCUGCUUAUGUUCCCUUCUUCGUUCAACAAGAUAUUGUCCCUAGUACUUCAGCCGAAACCUUGUAUGAUACCCGUGCAUCAAUGAAUAGGCCUGAAGGAAGAGGUUUGAAACAGAACUUCAGUUCAGCUACAGGAGCCCUGCCUAGGAACUCCCUAAAAUCUGUUCCGAAUCAGACAAGUUCCCUGGACAGGGUAUCAGAAGGCCCAAGAGCCCAUGUUGGACCUAGCAAACAAUCUACAAUACAUGGGAGUGCUGUUGGUAGUUUCCCCUCUCCGGUUUCAACGAAUGUUCUUCAGAGUAGAAAUGCCUCUGGCUCAGUUCCAGCCGUGGAUAACAUUUCCAAUGGAAAGGUUCUAUCUCAUCAAAGCCAAUUGAAAGUAACUCUCCCUAUCGGUAAUGGUUUAUCUGGCUUUGGAUCAAGUGCUUAUGGACAGGCUGGAGGGGCCAAGAUACGGCCCAAGAUCCAUGUUGGUAGAGCAAUGAAUGAGGCAAUUGGAAGCCCAGAUGCAUUGGGUGAGCAGAAUCGGGGCCCUAGAAUUAACAGAUCAAAAAAUCAACUGGCUGUCAAAGCCUACACAAACAGGGCUGGAGAGGAUGUGCAGGGAAAUAUUAUUAUCUCUACUGAUCAGUAUAACAAGGAUGAAUUUCCCAUUGAUUACGUGGAUGCAAAGUUUUUCGUAAUAAAAUCAUACAGUGAGGAUGAUGUGCACAAGAGCAUUAAGUAUAACGUUUGGUCAUCUACACCCCAUGGAAACAAGAAGUUGGAUACUGCUUAUGAAGAUGCGCAGAGAAUAGGUGCAGGAAAGACUAGAAGCUGUCCUAUCUUCCUCUUCUUCUCUGUUAAUGCAAGUGGUCAAUUCUGUGGUGUUGCAGAGAUGGUUGGCCCAGUUGACUUCAAUAAGGAUAUGGAUUUUUGGCAGCAAGAUAAAUGGAGUGGGAGCUUCCCUGUGAAGUGGCACAUCAUCAAAGAUGUCCCGAACACCAAUUUUAGACACAUAAUUUUAGAAAAUAACGAGAACAAACCAGUGACUAAUAGCAGAGACACACAAGAGAUAAUGCAUAAGAAAGGUCAGGAGAUGAUGAAGAUCUUCAAAAGUUUCACGUUAAAGACGUCUUUACUUGAUGACUUCAUGUACUAUGAAACUCGUCAGAAAAUCAUGCAGGAAGAGAAAGCCAGGUUACUUGUUAAAAGCUUUGAUGGUCCUUAUUUUGUACCUGCAUUGGAUCCCCCUCGCAAGCUAAAUAGUGCUCUUGAGCUACCUCCAAGUGAAGUUGAAAAUACUACCAAGCCCAAUGAUGGUCCAAAAAGCUCAAUAAAGAUUGGUGUCUUUGCUCCCAAGCAGGUUUCUUAUAAUUCUGAUGUUACCAACACAAGUAUCGAACAUGGAAAUGCCGAGCAAAUUGCAGUCAAGGCAAAAAAUGAUGUUGUAUCUACUUUAAAGAUUGGUUCGGUUACCAUAAGCCCCAAGCAAGCUGAGCCUAAGCCCUUGCCAGCUGCCGGGAUGGCUAAUACUGAAUCUGUUGAUGUCGUAACUGUAGGCUCGGUGCCCAUCAAAGUUAAUGGAUUUGCUGAAUCUGGUUUUCUAACAGUUGGGACCAUUCCGCUUGAUCCCAGGGCACUGCAGCUUGAGAAGGGGAGUGGUUCUGUCAACAAUGGAUCCCAACGUUAAUGAUGCAGAGAUUUUUCAUGGCAUUCGUUGUCUUGGGAACUAUUUUGUUGGAGGAUGUUCUUUCUAGCUUUUGUGCAGGCAGAUUAAUGUCAACAUCGAGGACAUCAUACUGAAUCGCCGGGUUUUAUUCGUUGAUAAAUUGAAAUGCUUGUUUCGAAUCAUCUUGAUUGGUUUUCACUCCCUCCACGUUUGCUGCGGUUGUUUUGAUCCACGCUUACACUCAUGUCUUGGUUUUCUUCUGGGCUUCUUUGUCGUUGCUCUGCUCGAAUCAAGUCGAAUACCUUGUAAUCU
Juglans microcarpa x Juglans regia is the source of this 2596-nucleotide messenger RNA. RefSeq names its product YTH domain-containing protein ECT1-like. The transcript is spliced from 8 exons. Lineage: Eukaryota; Viridiplantae; Streptophyta; Magnoliopsida; Fagales; Juglandaceae. Gene Ontology annotation, cellular component: cytoplasm. Gene Ontology annotation, molecular function: mRNA binding. The coding region runs from base 191 to 2305 and encodes 704 amino acids. The record is from RefSeq and is a predicted model, not a curated record. Gene Ontology annotation, biological process: mRNA destabilization.